UUUUAAUAAAUAUAUAGUUAUAUCGGUGUUAAAUGUCUUACGUUGUCAGAAUUGUUCCUCAAUUGUGCAUUGGAAAUUGCAUUGUGCACAUGAAUUAUAUUGUUCCAUGCGAUUCUAUAAAUAGUCAGGACAAUGAACACUGGAGCACUUAAAUACUCUGGAAAUUAAACAUUUGAGCCAGAUAAAUAUAUAAGUUAUUAAUAAAACUAUGUAUAUGUAUAUAUGUGUGUACAAUUAACAAUGUAAAACAAUGGCUCUAAACGGGUUUCUGGAAUUCUUUCAAAAGGGCAAGACAUUUCGUCCCAGAAAACGAUUUACGGCCGGAACUAUUAAGUACUCCCUUCACAAACAAGCUCAAGCUAGUCUACAAUCUGGCAUAAAUUUACGAACGGUAGUACGGUUGCCCGAAGGCGAGAACAUGAACGAUUGGCUGGCUGUGCAUGUUGUUGACUUCUUUAACCGUAUCAACCUUAUUUAUGGUACUAUUUCGGAAUAUUGCAAUGAAACUACGUGUCCUACAAUGUCUGGAGGCUCUAGAUACGAAUAUUUAUGGGCAGAUGGAGAAAUGUAUAAAAAGCCAACCGCACUUCCUGCUCAAAAAUAUAUUGAGCUCUUAAUGGAUUGGACUGAAGCUCAGAUAAACAACGAAGCUGUUUUUCCUGUUUCCACUGAUGUUCCCUUUCCUAAAACAUUUGGUACGCUUUGUCGCAAGAUAUUAACCCGCCUAUUUCGUGUUUUUGUUCAUGUCUAUAUCCAUCAUUUUGACAGAAUCGUCAGCAUCGGUGCUGAAGCGCAUGUCAACGCUUGCUACAAGCAUUUCUUUUAUUUUGUACAGGAAUUCGAUUUGAUACCUAGUAAAGAACUGGAACCAUUGCAAGAAAUGACUUCUAGAAUUUGUAAAGACAAAAAUUAAAUAGAAAUAAGUUUAUUUAUGUACUGCUGCAUUCAUAACAUAAAAAUAUAAUUUACUACAAAUA
This is a messenger RNA of Scaptodrosophila lebanonensis, 977 nucleotides long. It is a transcript of the gene Mob3, whose product is annotated as MOB kinase activator-like 3. Gene Ontology annotation, molecular function: protein kinase activator activity. The record is from RefSeq and is a predicted model, not a curated record. Bases 251 to 913 code for a protein of 220 amino acids. Gene Ontology annotation, cellular component: cytoplasm; nucleus. Gene Ontology annotation, biological process: signal transduction; positive regulation of protein phosphorylation. The transcript has 7 exons. Lineage: Eukaryota; Metazoa; Arthropoda; Insecta; Diptera; Drosophilidae.